CCGCCCGCCGCCUUGUCGAAAAGCUCCGAGGUCCCGCUGAAGAUCAGCUCACUGAUCAUAACUUCCAUACUUGACCAGUCUGCAUCAUGUCUCAACCCGACCCCCUAAGCUGGACUCUGCUCUUCAAGAAGCACAAGACCACCGUGCUUCUGAUGCUCCCGCCAUCGGAGUCGAUCGCCACUACGAAAGAAGCGCUUCUCAAGGCCCUCAAGUCCCGCGAGAUUCGCGAAAUCAACGGUGACUCGGUUCCAGAAGAUCCAUCUCAGAUUGAGUUCGGCGUUGCGGUGGAUAAGAAUGAUCUAGAGAAGGGCUGGACAAGACUGGAGGCCGAGGUGCCUGCGUUCGAUGAUGACAAUGCUCCUAAACGUGGAGCUGCGAAGAAAGGUUCUGGCGCUCUCACGCUGCAAGCGGCUGAGAUAAAGAAUGGGCAGCCUAUUGCUUUCAGAUUCCGGAAGCCUAGAGAGGACUCGGAGAAGGGUGAGGACGUGAUUGACCUGGAGCUGGAUGAUCCUGGUUGGGAUGUGAUUGUUCCGAGCUUUGAUGAUGAAGAGGAGGAGGUUAACUGAGCUCAUCCUUGUAAAAAUGCUUCUUUAGAUGGUGUUCAGAAACACUUUCAUGGGUUGGCGCAUGGUUGAUACGGGGCUCAUAUCGGCGGCGUUUACGUUUCUUUUAGUGACAAUACUUGGGCAGAAUACAAUGAUGUGGCAGUCAAGAAUUU
Messenger RNA from Aspergillus vadensis CBS 113365, 718 nucleotides. RefSeq lists its product as uncharacterized. NCBI's taxonomy places the organism in Eukaryota, Fungi, Ascomycota, Eurotiomycetes, Eurotiales, Aspergillaceae. The transcript is spliced from 2 exons. The coding region runs from base 87 to 566 and encodes 159 amino acids. The record is from RefSeq and is a predicted model, not a curated record.